Pseudogymnoascus verrucosus is the source of this 3239-nucleotide messenger RNA. It is a transcript of the gene SSH4, whose product is annotated as Protein ssh4. Gene Ontology annotation, molecular function: protein binding. The record is from RefSeq and is a predicted model, not a curated record. Bases 1363 to 2967 code for a protein of 534 amino acids. The transcript has 3 exons. NCBI's taxonomy places the organism in Eukaryota, Fungi, Ascomycota, Leotiomycetes, Thelebolales, Thelebolaceae.
GGGGGGAGGUGAGCUGUUUGCGCCUGGGAUUGGGAGGGUGAUCUUCAGUGCUGGCUAGAUCUUUGGGAGGCUGUAUCAUAUGGCAGCAGCAGGGAGAAGCCGAGAGGGCUGGAUAUCGUCGAUGUUCAUCAUGCAUUUGCCAUGGCGUUCUAUACCAUGUUUCUAGAGACGAGCUACUACUAUGAGACAGAGUGCUCGAUAUGGAUGAAAAUGGCAACUAGAUUUCAAGUUCUUCGUUAUAAGACAACGUUUCGUCAGCUACUUUAAUUUUUUUUUGGAGAUUUAAGCUUCCGUGGGUCAGGUGAGAGGAGAAUCAUCGAGUUUGCCAGUUUGCCGUCUACAAGAGCCUUGGUUUCUUGGUUAGCGGGUGGCGUUGGUGCUUGGUGGCAUACGUCACAUCGACGGGAACUUCGCUGCGUAAGUUGUGACAUAGACACUGGCAGAACCUUCAAUCAGCAGAGUUGUCAGCGGUAUAACAAUGCUUAUUAAGUUAUAGAACCAUCUGAAGUGUUCUAUAUGUUCUAUAUUAGAUGGAAUACAGAACAUACCAGUGUAUUGUAUCACUACGCAUUGUUGAAUUUCCCUGCGCCCUGUCCCCGUGUGUCAAGUGAGAGUACAAGUCCCUUACAAGCCCUCUCCGUGUAACGCGGCGGUGAAUCAUGCAACCAGUGCUGUUCUGAGUGUGUAUCCCCACUGAAUAAUGCAUGUAAUGCGCGCUGUGAGUCCCCCGCCCCACGCCAGAGCCACGACACACACCGCGUUGUACCAGCCGGAGUAGGAAGAGGAAGGGCGAGUUAGUGAGCUCCGGAUCAUCAACACACACCCCCAGGUUUCACCGUCCAAUGCACACCAAACCAACUAACAGACGCGGACGCACGACAAUGACAAUACAGCAACAAUAAACCUUUUCCAAUUCUACAAUUCUCCCAGUAUAUUCUCGUCUCGACCAUCCUCACCGUCCUUUCUCAAUCCCUUUCAGCCCGCCAUAUUCUGAGACAAGCGCUCAAGGCAGACGAAGACGAGACUUGUCACUUACAGCAUUAUCCUCGCUUGCGCUAGGUAUCUAAGUAUAGCCUUGGCGGGUCAGACGGCGGUCAUCGACUAUCUCAACUGACGACAACCCGGCGGCAACCAACAUCCCCCAUCCACUCCACUUCUCCAACCAACCGACCUCACCACCACCACCACCCGCCAACGACCAACCUCAUCACCGACCUCACCUACACGCCGAACAACGCGAAGAACACUCUUGCACAACAUCCACAUCUCUCGUGCAACCCGACAUCCUCCUCACCACCGCCACCCAUCCCACCUACUGCCGCGGAACCCACCCUGUCCUGGCCAGGCCACCACCCACCGACCAUGAAGCCCACCCGCAUCCGCAACCCGCGGCAUGUCGACUCCGGCCCCGACCUCUUCGCCAACAUCUACAUCCGGUCCUCCUCCUCCGGCGCCUCACAACACAGCCGUCCUGAUGCCUACACCGCCGCCGCCGGUGGCGUCGUCAGCAGCAGCAGCGUGAUGAUGGAGAGCUCGACGGCGAACGGGGUGCUGAUCGGGCUGCUGUCGUCAUUCGGGUCGGCGCUGUUCAUCGCGCUGGUGUUUCUGGUGGUGUACUUCUUUAGGUAUACGCAGGGAGGUCGCAUUCUGCUGGAUCGGAUUGGGAGGCCUGGGGAGUAUGAUGAUGAGCAGAGCUUUUUGAGGGAGGAGGCCGAGGCGCUGGAGACCAUGGAGGAAGGGCAGAGGAUUGAUUAUUUGAGGGCUAAGGCUUUCAUCGAAUCGAAUCCCCCGGAUUCGUUACCAACCGACAUCUCGUUGUCUCAAUACCUGGCUAUCCAAGAGAAAGGCGUAUCAGCGUGGGAGUUUGAGCCGGAACUGGAAAUAGCGAAUUGUUUCGUCGAAGCGAGGACCGAGAUUGAGUUCUUCGACAGCGAGUGCUGCGUCUUGAGCAACCUACCCGUCCCGAAACAGAAUGAAGUGUAUUAUUGGGAGAGCAAGAUCUAUGAUAAGCCCGAGCAGACCAUGAUCAGCAUUGGCAUGGCUACCAAACCCUAUCCUCUCUUCCGUCUACCUGGCUGGCACAAAUACUCCGUAGCCUACACCUCCACCGGCCAACGCCGCUACAACCAACCCUUCACCCCCACCUCCUACGGCCCCCCCUACGUCCAAGGCGACGUCAUCGGCGUUGGCUACCGCCCCCGCACCGGCACCCUCUUCUUCACCCGCAACGGCAAGAAACUCGACGACGUCGCCCACGGCCUCAAAUCCCAGAACCUCUUCCCCGCCGUCGGCGCGAACGGACCUUGCACCGUACACGUCAACUUCGGGCAAUCGGGAUUCGUGUUCAUCGAAGCUAAUGUCAAGAAAUGGGGUCUUGCGCCAAUGACGGGCUCCCUGGCGCCGCCGCCGCCGUAUGGGAGUGAACAGGGGAGUAUUCUUUUGGAGGCUGGCGGUGCGGGGGGUGGUGCCACGGAGACGGCGCAUAAUCACCAACCUAGCCGCCAUGGACGCACGCGAAGCGGGAAUAUCUUCCGUGGCCACCCGACGAGUCCGGGGCCGGUGAGGAGCCCAACGGAUAUCUCUCUCGCGCACCUAGUGCAUAUCCCGCCCCCGACUGAUGAUGGGGGUGAAGGGAGCGCAGGGAGGAUCGCGGGGUUACAUCAUGAUGCUGCGCUACAUGCUGCGGGGCUGGGGAUUCAGCUCCCCCCCCCUGCACCCACGACACAGGUGGUGCAAGGGGUCGUGGUGGAAGAUCAUACCGCUCAUCCGCCGCCGGAGUACUCGAGUCCGCCGGCGAGUAGGAGGGGGAGCGAUAGUGAUGGCGAGGGGGAGAGGAGGAGGUUGCUUGGUGGAAGCGGUGCGGGUGUAGGGAGAAGGGGGGGGAGGAGCCCGCCGAUCCCGAGUUAUAGCGAUGCUGUUGCUGAGGGGCGGAGGGGCGAGGAGAGGGGGAGGUCGGGGACUGUGUGAUCCCACCUCUUUUAUCCUCACUUCUAGGUGCUGGAUGUGGUGUGCUGUUUCGAUGAGGGUGGACGGGGUGGUUAUUCGGUUUAGCGCGGGUUAAAAUGGUGUCGAAGGCGUUCAUACAGUGGUGCUACCUGCAUCUCUUUUCCUUUGUCUUUUCAUGGUUUCGGUUUGGUCUGGUCUGGGGUCGGGGCGGGUAUAGCGAUCAUUGAUUCGGGGCGGUUGGUUGGGGACAUUGUCGAAUAUUUAAGCUUUGUGUUUUUUUGUUAUUGGGGGGG